Molecule: messenger RNA, 1132 nt
Organism: Tricharina praecox
Lineage: Eukaryota; Fungi; Ascomycota; Pezizomycetes; Pezizales; Pyronemataceae
Exons: 1
Coding region: 105-914 (269 amino acids)
Source: RefSeq, a predicted model, not a curated record
CAAUACGCAUGAUCGGUCGCUAAACGUGGAAGUGGGGAGAUGAAAAGGAGGGGUGCGUCUUCGCACCUUUGAUACCAGUGCCACCUCAACUCCUCGCACAUACCAUGAACGCACUCCCCAUCUGCGAACCAUGCAAUCUCAUAUUCCCCCAUCGCGCCGCACUGUGGGAACAUCGCAUAGCAGCUCAACACUUACGAUGCAACCUCUGCAACACGUACGUCGUCGAUCCUUCGCAGUUAUCGCUACACCUACAGCUUUUCCACACCGACCUGCGGCACAGAUACUGCUUCGAGUGCGCGUGGGUGUUCGCUGAUGCCGAGGCGCUCAACUGCCACCUCCAGUGGAGUCCGCGACAUCGGUCUCAGCGGCUGCAGUACGCGCUCGCACCAGCGGUAGUAAGCGUUCAGCAGACGAUGCAGGGAUAUCGGAAGGAGAAGCAACAUCACUGCACCGAGUGCGAGCGGUAUUUCGUGAAUGCGGCGGGACUGAAGUCGCACCUUGCGAGCAGUUUACGGCAUCGGCGACCGGGCUCCCAGAGCACCGCCGCAAAAACCGGACGCCUAAUGGUGACUAAUAUACCUUGUGCCGUCCCUGAUCGCGAACGUGAGAUUCCGCAAUCGCAGGCAAAAGUCACGAGGACACAGAGAGUCCAGCUACCCCACUGCGCACAGCAGAAUGCCGUGCCGGCUACUGCUGCAGUGAAAUCCGCACAAACGCCGACCUCGGUGAGCCGACACCAGCGCCCCGGUCCGGCGUUAGCAUAUCGUACUCGUACCACCCGAAAACCCCGCCCUUCAGCGAAUCUGUUGCCGCAGCCUGCUCGGAAUACUAUUAAGCCAUCACGACCGACAGCACAGCAGCCGACACCGGAGCCCAUUAUCCCCUACCGCAAUACAUGGCUGUGGUCUAUCUGAUAAACUGUACCUUGUACCUCCCCGGAGGUCAUCUGAUGGUCCAUGUCGCUUCUCCGCCACGGCAACCGCAGAGAGGCUGGAGGGGAGGCGUCAGGUGUACUGUAGUUCUGCUGCGGUCUGGAUUUUGCGGAUUGUAGCCAGGUUGUUCUAGGCUCGCAGAUCAUAUGGUGGUUAUGUAGGCUCGAGGAGGAGGAGGAGGAGGAGGAGGAGGAGGAGGA